UGAGCCCUUCAUGUCUGAAGAGAAUGAACACUGCAGACUGCCCGGCCGCCAUCUUAGCUGUACCGCGGCUCUCUCUCAGCAGUCAGCAGUCAGCGUGUGAUCUGAUCUAUGUUCUGUGUGUUGUAUUUCUACUGAGGUCAAACUCUCAGUCUAACAGCCACCAACCACCAACCAUCAACCACCAGAGAGCGGCUACCCAGCAGGAAGGUUUUGUCGUGAGUUGCCUGUUGAGAGCACCCAGUAUACCAGGCAGGAUGGAGUCGGGUAUUUUGAACAUAGAGGAGAUAGUGAUGGGAGGGUUGCCAGAUCCACCUCCUGAAGCUCCCCCUGCAAAGCCAGCAGUACCAUACAAACCCGUCAUUUUGAAUGGACCUCCUGCACCAGCCGUUCAAUCCUACCAGCAUGAAAACCUGCAGUGUUUCCAGUGCUUCAUCACCUUCUGCAGUGCCAAAGCCAAGGAAAGGCAUAUGAAGAAGAGCCACCGGGAAGAGUACAAGCAGCAGCUUCAGCAGGGAAACACAUUGUUCACGUGCUAUGUGUGUGACCGAUCAUUUCUGUCAUCUGAGGAACUGACACAGCACCAGCCAACACACAGCAAGGACGCCAAACCCUUCAAAUGCGUGCACUGCCAGGAGUGCUUUAAAACGUUCUCUGAACUAACAGCCCACAGAAGACAGGUGUGUCCAGAGAAACAGAUGAUAUGUAAAGAUUGCAAUGAAACCUUCCGAAGUGCUGGACUGUUGCGUACUCAUCGCCUGACCCAGCAUCCCCGCCCAGAGGUAGAGGCCGCAGAACAGCCGGAGGACUCUACGAAAACCCACCGCUGUAAGAAGUGUGGUAAUGGCUUUGAAACAGAACCAGAGCUGAUAGCGCACCAGGAGAAGUACCCCGAAGGGCAGCAGUGCAACGGCAGCGCUUCAUCCGUCAAGAAACGAGGACGGCCUGCCAAAGCUGAAGACCCGGCAGCUGCUGAGAAAAAGGGAAAGCGGAAAAAGAAGGACGAGGCAGAAGCGCCCGAGGAGGCGGUGGUGAAGGCCAGCAGCACAUCAGAGCCGGCUGCACCUCCAGCAGAGGAAAAAGGAAAAGCAGGUGGAGCAAAGCGUGGCCGUCCUCCUAAAGCAGCAGUGAAAUCAGAAACGGAAGAUACGAAGAGUCCUGAGGAUGACAGUCUGGCUGCAGCAAAAGAGAAGAAACCUAAAGCGGACGCCGCUCCUCCGGCUCGUCAGCACCCCUGUCCUGAAUGUGACCUCGCGUUCCCUGGAUUGAUUCAGCUCCGUGCUCACAAGAAGGAGAAACACGCCCCACGGAAAGCCCAUCCCUGCGAAGAAUGUGAAGAGAGCUUUGCCCGUCCCGAGCAGCUGGACGCCCACAUGUCACGGGCUCACGCCGUGGGCCGCCUCGCCUGCCCAACCUGCGGGAAGAGCUUCGGCCGCGAGCGCACCUUGAAAGCUCACCAGAAAAGCCACCCGGAGGAAAAGCCUGAAAACCCAAGUGCAAAGAGAUAAUUGAGACAUGAGGACCUUGCAGAAAGUGUAUGGUUUUUGAAGAUUUUAGUCAGGAAUUGUCUUUUUUUUCUCUUUUAGCUGAUGCUCCUGAUGAUGCUUCAGAGUUUGGAAUGGUUUUAAAAAUAAUGUUUUAGCAAGUUUUGGUUUUGAAGUUGAGUUUGAUUAUGAACUGUUGAAAUUUUGGAUAAACAGACGCAUCUCUUAAAUUGACUAACCAAAUGUAAUCUAUUACACCCUUUGCCACAAAACAUAGUUUAUUUGUUAAAAAAAAAAAAAAAAAACUGUUUUGAUUAAUUUUUUUAAUGAUUUGUUUCCGUUUUUUAAGCUUGAAAUGCGUGUGGUGUGAAUUUAUUAGUCUUGAGUUCAACUCACUGUGGUAAAAAAGGUUUGUUUUUUUAUGUUUUUUUCCUCUUUUUUUUCAAAACAAAUUGGGUAAGUACAUAUUUUAAAGCAAAUUAGAUGCCUAGUAGAGAUACUAUGUUUGAAUGUUUAGACAGUUUGUCAAAAGAAAUGUUUUAUGUACAGCUUCUGGUUCAUAUUGUGCAUUUUUUUACUUUUAAUAUUUUGAUUAUGUUCCUCUAAAUUAUGUCUCAUUGAGGAAGAAUUUUGAAAUAACAUGAUUAUGUUCUGCUAAAAAAAAUUGAUUUUGGCUUAGUGCUCCAGAUUCAAUGUGGAGUGUUUGGCAUGUGGGCAGAAAUGAUCCACUAUAAUCCUGAUUUGUCUAUGGUAAAAAUUAUUUCUUUUAAUUUUUCACCUAUUAGAAUGAUAUUUCAUGUCUUAAGACAUUUCUUACAUGGAACUCAUGACUCUUUAAUGCCUUAGAGUCCCAUCAGAAACUGUGUAUAUCAUGUGUUUUUCACUGAUUGGAUUGUUUCUCUCCCCACUGCAAUGUGUCUGGACACUGCAAAAAUGUAAUAAAACAUGCUAUCCCAAGGGAGGCUGCUGAAGAAAUAA
This is a messenger RNA of Sebastes umbrosus (honeycomb rockfish), 2459 nucleotides long. Its product is annotated as zinc finger protein 574-like. The coding region runs from base 24 to 1505 and encodes 493 amino acids. The transcript has 5 exons. The record is from RefSeq and is a predicted model, not a curated record. Gene Ontology annotation, molecular function: DNA binding. Lineage: Eukaryota; Metazoa; Chordata; Actinopteri; Perciformes; Sebastidae.